Molecule: messenger RNA, 1029 nt
Organism: Hirsutella rhossiliensis
Lineage: Eukaryota; Fungi; Ascomycota; Sordariomycetes; Hypocreales; Ophiocordycipitaceae
Product: ATP-dependent DNA helicase PIF1
Exons: 7
Coding region: 1-1029 (342 amino acids)
Source: RefSeq, a predicted model, not a curated record
AUGAAACGAAAUAGCUUGAAAAUCUGCAGCCGCUGCAUUGGUCGAGACAGGAAGAAAGCCCUCGACGAGCCCUACUUCUUCAGCGCUGCGAAUAACCUCGACUUUGGGGAAGUCCCCGGCAAUCUACCCGAUCUAACGAUGGUUGAGGAGAUGCUUAUUGCUAGGAUUCACGUACACGUCAAGGUCCUACAAGUGCGUGGCGCUCAAUACAAAUAUCGCGGCCACGUUAUCCACUUUCUUCGCAACAUUGGUAGGCUAUUUGAAGAGCUCCCAGUGCUACCGAAGGAGCUAGAUAUCGUGCUCCUACGGCCUCCUAAUAUGGAAGGCGACCCUCGCUUCCAGCAACAGUUUGCUCGCGAUUUCCGGCGCCACCACCGGGCUAUCGCGAUAUCGUCCCAAGUGGCUGACAUACCUGACGGCGAGAUCCCACAAGGCCCUGUUGAGGAGGCCUUGGAAGAGGAUCCCUGCGAUGCGGACGCAUCAGCGAUCCCGAACUUGCAGGUUACCGAUACCGAAUUAAACGCCCUGCAGUCCCGAGUCCUUGAUGUUGCCCCUGACUCUGAGCAUGCCAUUGCCAUCCAUUCGCAGGACCCCUAUCGACGAAUUCAACCGUUCCCAGCCGCUGUUAUCGCUUGCGUUCCCUACCUCUACCCUGACGGCAAGGCCGACUUCGUGGAGCCUCGCCUACGGAGCAUCACGUACCAGGACUACCUUGGCCAUGCGAUGAGAUGGCAUGACGGACGUUUUGCCCGCCAUAAAACGUGGCCUUUCGUCGCCCUCAACACGCUGCUACAGGAAGCGAUGGCUGAGCCUGAUGAGCCAGAGGCUCAGGACCUGAUCCAGUCGAUCACGCGCCAAGCCGCGGUAAUCAGGGGCACCCGGCCACCUGGCCUUUUCGUUACUGCAAAGUGGAAAGCAGCUCCUGAGGCGGCGCGCAUGGUCCUGUCCCGGCAACUACUGCGAGACAACGCCCACAUCGCCGCCUACCACUUCUACAAGCGUUAUACGCUUCGACGACUAUUGUCCUGA